Ictalurus furcatus (blue catfish) is the source of this 4982-nucleotide messenger RNA. RefSeq names its product excision repair cross-complementation group 5 (gene ercc5). Gene Ontology annotation, molecular function: single-stranded DNA binding; DNA endonuclease activity. The record is from RefSeq and is a predicted model, not a curated record. Gene Ontology annotation, cellular component: nucleus. The coding region runs from base 1118 to 4447 and encodes 1109 amino acids. Lineage: Eukaryota; Metazoa; Chordata; Actinopteri; Siluriformes; Ictaluridae. Gene Ontology annotation, biological process: nucleotide-excision repair. The transcript has 16 exons.
ACUGUCCAUUUUGAAUGCAUAUAUCUUCUAAAUGUUUUGGAGCGCACUAGCGUAUAGAUAACCAAGUUCAUACUAAAACGUCCAUUUGGACUUCAUGGGGACUUUAGUGACCAAUAAGUGGUCAUAGUGGAAAGAAAACCCUAAUGCACAGUACAGAGGUCAAAAUCUGUUCCAAAAGAUUCCUGAUGAAUCAAAAAGCAUCGUGACUCCUGAAUCGAAACGGAAACAUUCAGGAGUGAUCCAGGAAUCUCCCUUCCUAAGAAGUGGAAAGAGUUUAUUCAUAAUGGUUACGUUUUCAACACAGAUUGCUGCUCGGAAUGCUAAUGAAGAAGACUAGUGAGGGAUGGCUGUUGAAUAACGAAACUAUAACCCUAGUUAUGUUGUUAAUCAUUUAGCUAAACGUUUUAAAGUAAUCUCGAUACCACACAUGGUACAGAGGUGGGCCUCGAAAUAACUAGCUGGAGUGAUCAAGUGUAACAGCAUUCAGUUUAUUUAAACACAUACACGGCUUUAUGACUUCAGCGACUAUGUUUCUCACACACUGUUUAUUACUGUUGUUGUUGUUAUAAUGACUUUUUUUAUGACUGUUGUUGGUGCUGUUAAUGAUAGAUUAGAGAUAAGCUCAGACAUCUAACGAGCCAAGGACCAAAUCAGGAAAUAAAACAAACUGCCCUUACUAUAAAAUAAAACAUCUUAGUUCUUUUUAUUUUGUAUUUUUUAAUUUAACUACAGAGACAUUUGAUUAGACGAAUAUAUUCCAACACAAACAUCAACAACACAAUCAAUCGCACCACGUACCUCACAGCCCUGACCCGGAACUCGCAUUUUCUGACUUCCUGUCCCUUCCAGACGGAAUGUUGUUCAUCGCCACCUACUGGAUUGCACUCGAAAUCCAGUUUCAAUGAUUUAUCUUUAUUAUGUAUUAACGCGUGUUAUUAUCCAGCGCUUUAAACAUUUGAACGCUCGCAUAUGCUCUUUUUCUGUUUCAUAAUCCGACUCGAAACGGAACCGCAAUAAAAAGCCGGUCUCGUAGGAACUAUUUCACACAGGAAGUGUUUCCUGGAGGACCCUCUCAGUGAACGGACGCUACUUGUUUUACACCUGAGAAGGGACUGCAAUGGGAGUUCAUGGCCUGUGGAAAUUACUGCAGAGCACAGGAAAGCCCAUCAACCCGGAAACACUCGAGGGGAAGAUCCUAGCAGUUGAUAUCAGCAUCUGGCUAAACCAAGCAGUCAAAGGGGUGCGGGAUCGCGAUGGCAACAACGUCCACAACGCCCACCUUCUUACGUUGUUCCACCGGCUGUGCAAGUUGCUGUUCUUCCGCAUCAGGCCUGUCUUUGUUUACGAUGGAGAUGCACCUCUGCUUAAGAGACAGACCCUGGCCGUCAGGAGACAGAGGAAGGAGGAGAUGGCUCUUGAGUCCAAGCAAACCCAUGAGAAGCUCUUGAGAACGUUCCUGAAGAGACAGGCCAUCAAGGCUGCGCUAGGGGACCGCAGUCAAGAAACAAUUCCCAGUAUUUCUUCUGCACGAAGAGAUGAGGUGGAUGAAAUGUACGCUUUACCAGCACUGCCUCCUGUAGAGGAAAAAGAAAGGAGCAGUUCUGAUGAAGAACCAGAAAGAGAUGAGGCACAAACACAAGAGCCCUCUCACACAUUCCAGGACGAGAUUUAUGACGAUCCCAAUUCCGUAGACAUAAACUCUGAGGAUUUCCACCUCUUGUCACCAGAGAUCAAACACGAGAUUCUCAAAGACAUGAAAGAGUUCAGCAAGAGAAGACGCACACUUUUUCACAAACCUCCCGAGAAGUCAGGGGACUUCUCUCAGUAUCAGCUGGCAGGGCUGCUGCAGAGGAAUAACCUGAACCAACGUCUAGAAGGUGUGGAGAAAGAAAUGAGCCAGAGAAGAUGCGGAGCUGUGGAGGAGGAGUACGGCCAGAGUGACGAGCACGACGUCGAGUCACGCCGUCUCCUAUCUGAGGAUUCUUCACACUAUAUACUCGUCAAAGGGUCCCGAAAGAGCUCGGAGGCUUCUGAGAACCAUCCAGCCCCAGAUCCCUGGUCUUGUGGCCCUUGGUCAAGGAAAGGGAAACUCAAAGGAAGGCCAGAACCGCUUUGGCGCCCGAUAUCAGAUGGCAUUCGUGAGGAAAACGAGCCGACUUCUUCCUCUUCUUCAUCGACAACUCCAAAACCAAUCAUCUGUAGCGAGGAACAGCCUUCAGAUGGAGCGCCUCCUUCCCCACGAACCCUUCGGGCCAUUCAGGCAGCCAUGAUGGACAGCAGCUCGGAUGAAGAUGAAUUGGCCUCUAAGAAAAUGAUCCGAGAUGGAUGUGGAACAGCAAGUUCUCAAGAUGGAAACGGCGGAGUGUCACCUCGCACCUUGCAGGCCAUUCAGAGGGCCCUGAUGGAGGACAACAAUGUAUCUGAAGACCUCUGCAAAGCGGUUCAAUCUCAGCAGCAGAAGUAUGUCAUUGUCAGUAGCUCUGAUGAUGAUGAUGAUGAUGAUCAAACAGAAAGCACAGUGGUCGAAAGGAGCAUCUUGGGUGAGGCUCGGGAAGCAGGUGGAGUUUCUCCGCAGACUUUGCUGGGCCUUCAGAGAGCCUUAGGAGAAAAAGAGUCAUUUACUGGGAUUAAGCAGGUGGAGCAUGUGGGUUUCUUGAGCAGUUCUGAAGGGGAGGAAAUGGAAGAGGCAGUUGGAGUAACGAGCAAGGAGUUCAAAGCUGCUACACAUACUAAGGAAGAGGAGCAUGCCAAAGGUGCCUUAAAAACCGCUUUCUCCCCCUCACCUCUACAGUCUGAUGAGGACAACUUGCCUCAAGACCAUGAAUCCAGUUGUAAUUCUGAAAACGAUUUCCUGCAGAAAGGAAGUUUGAACGUUAACUUAACCGAGGAGACCGAGGGGAGAAAUGGGCUCAUGAUCGUAAAGAGUGAAGAGGAGGACAGCAGCUCUGAAGAAGGUUUCGUUGAGGUUUCAGAAGGGGAAGAGGUGUCUGAAUCGGAUAAUUCAGGAACCAAAUCAGAAGAACGCUUAGCAGAAAUGAGUAAUAAAGAGGAGGUGGUGGGAAGCGAUGAAGAGGAGAGCCAAGAGAACGAGUCAAGUGACGGAACUCUGUCAUUAAACACCCGUACAGUGGAGGAACAAGAAGCUGAAAGCUCUCGAGAAGCGACCGCUGUUCCUGCGCCGAGUGAGUGGGACAACAUUGACAUGGAGGAGCUGGUACAGUUGGAGAAAAAUCUUCAGGCAGAGCAGAGCAGCCUGCGCGGGCAGCAACAGCAACAGCAGCGCAGCGCUGCGACAGUUACAGGACAGAUGUGCCAGGAGAGCCAGGAGCUGUUGCGGAUGUUCGGUGUGCCCUUCAUCGUUGCUCCAAUGGAAGCGGAAGCUCAGUGUGCAACUUUGGACCGGACGGACCAGACGCACGGCACCAUCACUGACGACAGUGACGUCUGGCUGUUCGGAGGACGACACGUCUACAAAAACUUCUUCAACAGCAACAAAUACGUGGAACACUACCAGUAUCUGGAUAUCCAAAACCAGCUAGGACUGGACAGGACUAAGCUGAUCAAUCUGGCCUAUCUACUGGGUAGCGAUUACACCGAGGGGAUCCCAGGAGUCGGAUACGUCACAGGCAUGGAAAUACUAAACGAGUUCCCUGGGCCUGGUUUAGAACCUCUCACUCAGUUCAGUAAGUGGUGGAGUGAAGCUCAAACCAGUAAGAAGCUGGCUGCUGAUCCUAAGCACACAAAGGUGAAGAAAAAGCUAAAAGGCUUGAGUCUUCAUGCAGGCUUCCCCAACCCUGCUGUCGCUGAGGCCUACCUCCAGCCCACUGUCGACCAAUCAGAGAGCUCAUUUUGCUGGGGCCGCCCACAACUGGAUCUCCUCAAAGAGUUUUGCUAUAGUCGAUUUGGUUGGAAUAGCAGGAAAACCGAAGAAACUCUUCAACCAGUCCUAAAACAGCUCAGCACUCAACAGACUCAGCUGCGCAUCGACUCCUUCUUCCGUCUGGAGCAGCAGGAGAGGCAGGCCAUCCAGAGCCAGCGCUUACGUCGAGCCGUCACCUGCCUCAAGAGGAAGGAGCGCGAUGGAGCAGAUAAUGAAGCAGAGAGCAGUGAAGAUGAAAAGGUCUCACCAGUCAAGAAAGGGAAGAACGCCAAAGAGAAAGGAACUGAUGUUACGCCUGCAGGGAUGUUCGGAGGAGGUUUUAUUGGCUUGGACAUGAGUUCUAAUAGGCCGGAAGAGAAGGUGAUUGUGGACGAGGUCGAGAAGCAGCCUAAAACAGUAAAGAGUGAGCUGUUGAAAGCCCAAUCCAACAGCAGCAGCAGUAGUUCAGAAGAUGAACUCGAACAUAAGAAUAGAGCCACUAUGGUUACCGCACAGUCUGUAUUUGAGGGGAAAACAAGAGGAAGGGGAAGAAGAGGAGGAAGAGGAAAGACCAAGAAAAACUUCUAAUUACUUAAAUAUUAUUUUAAGGGAGAAGGUGACUCAAGCAUGAUGUGAAUGAAAUAACAUGAAAUUAUGGCAGAAAACUGAAGUAAUAUGUUUGUGUACAAUUUGAUCAUGUGUAUAUUCUUGUACUUUUUUAAAUAAAUGGAAAAAAAAAUCAGUUGACAGACAAAUUUCCCCAUGUCAGUGGUGCAAGAAUAUGGAAUGCCUAAAUGCCACAGAUUUUGUUCAGUAAAUAUUCCUUCAAUAUGACCUGUUACUACGUAAUGUCUUUCAUUAUGUAGUCCACAGGGUCCUUACCUCAGUCCUGGAUUACCCAUUAUCCUGCACAUUUUAAUGUCUUCUCUGCUUUCAACAUGGCUGAUUCAACUAAUCAGUUAAUUGACAGCCCAUCCUGAGCUAAAGUCAUGUGUUCGAACAAGAAAUUUAAAAUUGUCAAUAAAUGAAUGUCUCGCUGUUACAAGGUUCUGACUCAUCCGUGAUAGUCUGUCUAUUUAGUCUAGACUAUUUUCUUAGUCUAAGUCCUAAUGGCCCCAAUGUG